Molecule: messenger RNA, 5892 nt
Organism: Anas platyrhynchos (mallard)
Lineage: Eukaryota; Metazoa; Chordata; Aves; Anseriformes; Anatidae
Gene: SOX17
Product: SRY-box transcription factor 17
Biological process (GO): positive regulation of transcription by RNA polymerase II; vasculogenesis; angiogenesis
Cellular component (GO): nucleus
Molecular function (GO): DNA-binding transcription activator activity, RNA polymerase II-specific; RNA polymerase II cis-regulatory region sequence-specific DNA binding
Source: RefSeq, a predicted model, not a curated record
GCGGGGAGCCGGCAGCAGCGAGCGGGGCCCGGCGGCCAGCCCGUCCCCGGCCCGCACGGAGCUCUCGGCAUCGGCCCCCGGGGGGGCGGCGACGGCGACAACGACGACGACGAGCGGGGCCCGGGCGCAGCCCCCGAGAUGAGCAGCCCCGAUGCGGGCUACGCCAGCAGCGAGGACCAGGCGCAGGGGCGGUGCUCGCUGCCCAUCAUGAUGCCGGCCGUGGGCCCCUGCCCGUGGGCAGAGGCGCUGAGCCCGCUGGGCGAGGCGAAGGCGAAGAGCGAGGCGGCGCCGUCGGGGCCGUCGGGCGGGCGGAGCAAGAGCGAGGCGCGGAUCCGGCGGCCCAUGAACGCCUUCAUGGUGUGGGCCAAGGACGAGCGCAAGCGGCUGGCGCAGCAGAACCCGGACCUGCACAACGCCGAGCUCAGCAAGAUGCUGGGUAAAUCGUGGAAGGCGCUGUCGCUGGCGGAGAAGCGGCCGUUCGUGGAGGAGGCGGAGCGGCUGCGGGUGCAGCACAUGCAGGACCACCCCAACUACAAGUACCGGCCGCGGCGACGGAAGCAGGUGAAGCGCCUGAAGCGGGUGGAGAGCGGCUUCCUGCAGCACGGCCUGGCGGAGGCGGCGGCGGCUGCGGCGGCGGCCGGGCCGGGCAGCGAGGGCGGCGGCGGCGGCAGGAUGUGCGCCGAGAGCCUGGGGCUGCCCUACGGCGAGCAGGGCUACGCGGCGGGGCCGGGCGGCGGCCACUACCGGGACUGCCCGCCGCUGGGCGCCGCCUUCGACGGCUACGGGCUGCCGACGCCGGACCCGUCGCCGCUGGACGCGGCGGACAGCGAGGCGCCCUUCUUCGCGGCGGGGCUGCCGGAGGAGGGCGGCCCGGGGCCCUACGGCAGCUACGGCCCGCAGGCGGCCGGCGAGUACCCGGCGGCGGCGGCCGGGGAGAGCCCGUCGGGGGCCGCGCUGCGGCGGCACCUGGCCGCCGGCGAGCCGCUGGGGCCGGCCGGCUCGUUGCAGGGGCUGCUGGGCUGCCCGGCGCCGCUGCACGCCUACUACGGGCAGAUGUGCCAGCCGCCGGGCCCGGGCCGCGGCCCCCCGCCCGUGCUGCCCCCGGUGCUGCCGCCGGUGCUGCCGCUGCCGUCGGGGGGGCAGCCGUCGCCCCCGCCCGAGGCGGCGCCGUGCCGGGAGGCGCUGGAGCACUUGCCGCAGGACGAGCUGCUGGGCGAGGUGGACCGCGCCGAGUUCGAGCAGUACCUGCGCUUCGCCUGCAAGGCCGAGCUGGGGCUGCCCCUGGCCGGCCACGACGCCGCCGAGGGGCUCUCGGCCGGGCCCAUCUCCGCCGCCGUGUCGGACGCCAGCAGCGCCGUCUAUUACUGCGGCUACCCCGACGGCUGAGGAGGGACUGCCACGGAGCCGCCCGGCCCCGCUCCUAUUUAUGUAAUUUAUUGGAGGCUUCUCGGGACACUUUCGCAGGCUCCGGCUGGGCGGAAAGGUGCGGUUGCCGUGCAGAUUAAAAGCAUGUGUUUCAAACUGGUCCUGGACUGAUGUGCCAGCAUGUUUACACUUCUUAUUUUUUACGUCCAUGCCCGAAAUUAUGCUCAUUCUUGCAACAUCAGCACCGUUACUUGUCUUCUCAGAACACAGUUUUACCAGCUGCUUUUAACUAUAAAUUAUUUUUUUCUUUUUUUUUUUCUUUUUUUUUUGUACUUCAAGGAAAUAAAUUAAUGUACAGCCUCUUCUGUCAUUCUUGUCGGUCUUACGGGCCUCUAGGGAGGCUAAACUACUUAAAUCAUUCAUGCCCUAAAGUGUGGUGAGGGGAAUACAGGUGCCCUGUGACACGUCUUUUUACCAUAACAGUGACUCUGGAAGAGUAAAACGGUCACCAGGACCCCGGGAGUUUGUUCCUGUCCCAGAGCUGGAUGGCCAGAGCUAUGCUGAUUUCUGUCCCUUGGAGUUAGGACACAUGUGACUGUACCUAGCUGUGGUCUUUGUAAGCGUUCUUUUUUUUUAGCCCUCUCUUUUGUCUCUUUUGUAAGUGUCAGCUAGAAUUUGCAAUUGUCAUUAAUGCAUCGGGAAUAACCUCUGCCCUGAAAGUGUAAUCUCUGUAACAGAAGGAGCUAGGUAAGUUUGAGAUACUGCUUUUAAAGUACUUUGUCAGAUUUGGAUACCUGUAGACAUGAAGGUGAUUUUGCCUUACAUUUUCUAUUUAAACCAAAUUAUUUGCAACGAAUCACAAAUGGUAUUUGUACUGUAUUUGCAAGUUCUUUUAUUUUCUGCCACCUACCACAAGAAAGCUUAGGCCAUUCUGCCUCUUGGGGUUCAGGCUUCCACCAGUAAGGAGAAAAAAAAAAAAACGUUGCCCAAAUGCUCAUCUCAAUUGCUCUCAGUCAACUGCUGGUAUAAAUUACCCAUUAAAACAAGAGCUUUUUUUUUAUUUUUACUGAUUCACUUGUACUGCCCUGUGACAUUUCCGCCCAUGCAACAACGUGUACUACAUCUCCUUGUCAUUGUAACACUGUCUACUUAUGCAUAAAGCAUACGUGACUCUUCUGUCUGGAAGGUGCUGGCCGGGGUCAACGCACGAUAACUGUUGUAAAGAGUUUCAGAUAUUUUAAUUGUCAACCAACAUUGGAAGAGAUAUCAAUAAUAUUAGUAAUAUAAAUAUUUUUAGAUAAAAGUACUUUAUCUUGCACUAGAUUCUUAGACUACUGAAUCGUGGAUGAAGAAAAUCAGCAAAAAUUUCAGUUGUGUAAUCUGUGUUCAGUUUUGUUAAAGUUAUGGUAACUGUGGUCUAUGACAAUGGUUAUUUGCUGAACACCUGUUACAUAUGCAACGCAAGCUGAAUUAUUUUCAGACAAAUAAUCCAGUAGAAGCAUUCUUGAGCAGAUAGUCUUUUAUAUAUUUCAGAAAGUGUAAUUUUAUUUAAUUCAGAGGAAAUUUUGGUUAUGUCCACUGACUUCAAUGGAGUUGGGAUUGCACUGAGUCAUGUAAACUCUUUUAACUGCAUGUGUGCAGGGUGUUGAAAUGUUCACUUGGAAUUGUGGUUGCCCCAGAUUAUUGUGGCAUCAUUUUUUUCUGAAUUUUUACAAUGAGAAAAAUGUGAAGGGUGUGGUGUCAGAUAUUAGGAGGUUUAAGUACAAGAUGGGAAGUAAGACACAUUAGUGUUUUACAUUCUUAUUUUAAUUUGUCUGGAAAAAAACACUGAAUAUGUUACAGCGAGUACAAGUUUAACAGCAGUGACAACACUUGUAGCUCCUAGAUGACCAGCCCUAGUGGUCAUCUGACCAUCAUGGUUCUCACACUCCCCCAUUAUGGACUGCUAAAACUAGGAGGUGCUCUUGUUCAAGUCAUUGCAUAAAUGUAUUUUUUUCUAAAAGAGCAAAAGACUAGUGAAGACAUGCCUUAGAUGCUUACAUUCAGAGUAGACAUUUAGAUACAUUGAAAUCAUAUUAUUUUUGUAGGCAUUGCUUUUGUUUUCUUAUAUUAAUUUGUUGCAGAUGUCCCAAGAUUUUUUUUUUCUAUAAUACAAUAACAUUAUAGUGUUAUUAACAGUACCUAACUGAAUUACGUGAUAAAAUUUUAAAAGAAUCCUCCUGUGAAAGAAAGUUAAAGAAGAAAAGCUUAGUUUAGGAAAUCCAAAAAUAAAGUGAAAGAAUGUCCAGAAUUAAGGUUACCACUAAAUAAUUUCUAGAGAGUAAUGUUAUGACACAAGCAUUUAUUGGAUAUGGAUGUGCAUAUUUUCUAUAGAACCCCAACGCAGGUAAUCCAUAUCUUACAUAGAACGGACAUACAAAUAUUGAAACCAAAAGGCUCUGUAGUUCUAGCAGUUACAGCACUUUUUCUUUCCCAAGCCAAGUUCCUCUUGCCUUCAGUUGCAGUUAUGAGAGCUCAACACUUCUGCAAAUGGUCCCAAACUGACUGCUUGGUGUAAAGAGAUGGAUUGGUGCAAGGUUCUGAGUCUCAAACUCUCUUACUGCAUAGAACCAUAGCAAAUACAGAAUGCAGGUCUCCAAAGUACCAUUAAAUUGCCCUGACCUUGAGGUGACCAUUUCCCUGCUUCCUUUGACCUCUGCUGUUGCUCGUCCCUUCUUCAUUUGCUGUCUGCCUUCUAAUACCGAUUUUUUCCUAGAGCAUUUUUCAUCGUCUGUAUGAUAGCAGCAGCUGAGGAAUGCCUUACCAAACAGUAUGUAUUCCAGCCUGAAGUUUGAGCCUGUAUUUUGACCUGACACAAGGUGAGGACUGAGAAACAGACAUCGAUAGUGUUUUUUUGAGAUAAAAAUUCAGGACAGCAAAAUGGUUCCAGGGCUGUGCAAUAAUUGGUUUGAUUUCCAUGUCUGGAAGGACAGCAGUUAUUUUUCCUGUCUUUUCUGCAUCUUUCCUUUUGCAGUAGCUUCCUUCUACAAUACUUUUUUUUGCCAAGCUUAUAUUCCUUUUGUGUCUCACAUUAGUAUUCUUCCUUUUCUGUAACAUCCCUACCUGGUAUGCAUAACCUUUUCCUCAAAUAGCCUUUUUCUGUAUUAUCCUCAAACAAUCAAGCUUCUUCCCUCUGUCUGGAUUCUACCCAUAUACCAUAUGCUGUUCCUUUUCAUAAGUGUUUUUUGUUUUUCACCUCUUAUUCUUUCCUGCUGGUAGUUCCCCACUCUCUCUAUCCACAUCCCUACUCCCUCUGAUUCUGUUCCUGCCCCAGCCAUGCCCUCUUUCCUACCUCAUUAUGUCCCUUCAUCUUUUCUCUUCUUUCUCUCCUCCCUGUGCCCGUGAGGUGGCUUCAUCUUUACCAACUUCUUCCCUUCUUCAUGUUUCAUGCUCCAGUGCUCCUCAUCAGACUUUUUUUUUUUUAUAAAUAGUUUCUAUUUUGGAGUUUCACAAAGGAGAAUACUAGUCACACCUCUGUGUGAUGCCUAUACCAGGCUAGAUAUUAAAAUUGUACUGCAAAAUGUUUCUAGGAUUGAUUUAAUAUGUUUGAAGGAACAUAUUUCGUUUUCAGAAGCAUAUGACCAAUUUUACUGGAAACUUCUGCCCUCCUCUAGAGCCAGCUCUUUGGGAUGAAAAAUUCCUGGUUGUUCAAAUAUUCUGCUAAAACUAUUAAAAACUGAUUUGAUAUUCUUGAAAUGAAAAGUCUGAGAUGACUCUAGUUGUGGGCAUCAGUAUCUGUCAUGUUCAUCAUCAGUAGUGUUUUAUUUUGUUUUAUUUUAUUUCCUAGAUCUGUUUUACUGAGGCCACAUUGCUUUGAUUAAUUUCCAUAUUAAUGUAGUGAAACUGAUGUUCCCUUUGCAGACGUUCUUAAUUGAUUUACCUAUUCAAUCAAACUUAAUUGAUUUACCUAUUGAAAAUCUUAUCCAUUCUGAAAUGAAUACGGAUAUUCAGACAAGGAAAAGCUAUUAAGUGUUUUAACAACCAAUACAUUUAUGGCUUUAUGUGGAAUGAGAACUACAUUAAUCUAAAUUAAUACAGAAAUUUUAAAGUUAGGGUUACAUACAUUAAAGUUAGGGGUACAAAGUAGAGAAGCCUAGGCUAGUUAGUGGAACAAAAGCAGUUUAACUUUGUCAGCAUAGUCCUAAAUAAUGGCAAAUUUCUACUUCUUGUCAGGUAAAUUAUAAAUAAACACCUACUCUUACCCUGGUUAUUUAAAAAUGUAUUUAAAAGGCUACACAAUUGUGUAGAGACAGGGGAUUUCUCACUGGGUGUCUUACUGUCCAUGGAAGACCUUCUCACUAAAAAACAGGUAGUACAUUGUAAAGUACCCUCAUUAGUUCUUUUUAUCUUUUUUUUUUUCUUGUUGAGAUUAAAUAUAAGUUAUCUGCCCUAGACGUAGUUAAAACGUUAAAAUACCUACUGUAUGUGUCACUUCCAUUUGAAAGUGCCACACAUCUUUGAAUACUAAUCACACAAGUUUCAAGUUUU